AUGCUAGGUGGCUGUUUUGUGGAAGGUGAAUGGUUAAGAAAUGCAUUUCGUUGGAAAGAAACUAUUGGACCGUGGGAACAGAGGCCUGGACAUUUUGGUGAUGUUUGGAUGUACUGGACUGAUGAUGGACUUGGCUAUUUUGAGUUUCUCCAGCUGGCAGAGGACUUGGGUGCAUUGCCAAUUUGGGUCUUCAACAAUGGAAUCAGCCAUACUGAUGAAGUCGAUACUUCCAGCAUUUUACCUUUUGUUCAAGAAGCCCUAGAUGGUAUUGAGUUUGCUAUAGGUGAUCCUGAUUCAACAUGGGGUUCAGUUCGAGCUGCAAUGGGACACCCAGAACCUUUUGACUUGAGAUAUGUCGCUAUUGGGAAUGAGGAUUGUGGAAAGAAAAAUUACCGUGGAAAUUACCUCAAGUUCUAUGACGCCAUAAAACGUGCCUAUCCGGAUAUGAAAGUGAUCUCAAACUGUGAUGGGUCUAAUCAUCAAUUGGAUCACCCAACUGAUUUAUAUGAUUAUCAUGUCUAUAAAGAAGCAAAUGCUGUGUUUUCUAUGGCUCACAAUUUCGAUCAUGUGUCACGUAAGGGUCCAAAGGCUUUUGUGAGUGAGUAUGCGGUGACUGGAAAAGAUGCUGGCGGAGGUAGUCUUUUGGCGGCUCUGGCUGAAGCUGGAUUCCUUAUUGGACUAGAAAGGAACAGUGAUGUUGUUAAAAUGGCAAGCUAUGCACCUCUAUUUGUGAAUGCAAAUGACAAGCGGUGGAACCCGGAUGCAAUUGUUUUCAACUCCUCGCAGCUGUAUGGAACUCCUAGUUACUGGAUGCAAUGCUUUUUCGUACAGUCAAAUGGCGCAACUCUUUUAAAUACUACACUUCAAGCCAACUCUUCGAGCUCACUUAUUGCUUCUGCUAUUACCUGGCAAAAUUCGGAGGAUGAGAAGAAUUACUUGAGAAUUAAGGUUGUGAACUUUGGGAGCAACACUGCGAACCUAAAGAUUUCUAUUGAUGGAUUGGAGCUGAACUCAAUACAAUCAUAUGGAUCAACAAAAACUGUACUCACAUCAAGCAAUGUGAUGGAUGAGAAUUCUUUCAAUGAGCCAAACAAGGUGGCGCCAUUUAAAAGUCUAUUGGAGGAUGCAGGCAAGGACAUGGAUGUCACACUUCUCGCGCAUUCUUUCACUUCGUUUGAUUUAUUAAGAGAAUCAAGCGUUCUCCAAAUUGCAGGAUCUGGUUCUGUCCGUAAAUCUCCAAUCUAA
Messenger RNA from Ilex paraguariensis (yerba mate), 1245 nucleotides. Lineage: Eukaryota; Viridiplantae; Streptophyta; Magnoliopsida; Aquifoliales; Aquifoliaceae. The record is from the annotation of a GenBank genome assembly.